CCCUGACGGACCCGUGAACAGCGACAGGAGAACAACUUGCGCCGUCUGUACUGCUGCCUCUCAGAGCACUCUCCUUUCUCCAUCCACAACUCCUUUGCGCAAGACAUUACGAAAACGAUCAACAGACACUUUUUAUGCCACCAUAUCCAUUGUAGAACCCGACGGAGUUCCUGCAACGACACCGCCCUGAACACUCAGUGGACCCCGCGCCAGCCCCGAUCCUAUUGCUCACCAUGUCGCUCUUCACUGCGCAACUGCAUCCAGGACGAGCUCUGGGGUUUCUCGUUCUUGGAGCGUCCUUGCAUGAUGUCUUGACGCGACUGAAGGCCGAACCGCAACGCUUUCCACAACUCGACCUUGCCUACUCCCGCGAGCAACCCGUUGAACAGCCCGUAACACUCAGCCUCCCUGCCAACGGUAUACGACUGCGAUUCGACGGACCGGAACAGCGUCUGCGCUUGAUAGAGAUCGUCGACUUUACCAAGAAUCAUGUCACGUUUAAGGACCGUGAUCUCGUCAAACCAGCCAACGCGCAAGGACCGCCAUCGUCUCCAGUUCCCGGAGAAUCUACCUCCGGCCCAACCUUCCGACAAAUAUACCACCGCUUGCUCGGACCAACCUACGGUGGAGAGUACAUACCCCCUACACCCGAUUCCUCCGAUAACCUGGGUAACUACAUACUGUCCUACCCUGGCGUUGCCUUUACUUUCCGACUGGCCGAAUCCGCAUAUUCGCCCAAUAAGGAUGUCGUGUCGCUCCUCUCUGCUGCGACAAGCCAGGUGCCCACAUCCAUGGCUGUCUUCAGCGGUGACUCGUGGGCCCAAGCUCGAGAGAGCCUUUGGACAGAGGUUCUCCCGAGUGUCAAGACAGUUCCCGUUCUUCCAAGAGGGAAGGAUGUCGUUCCCGACGAAAUCUCGCUGGUUAAGAUUCAUGGUGGUGGGAAGCUCCAGCUGUUCCGCAAAUGGACCAACUCAUCACUUUGGAUUAUCCUGGGAGAGACAAGCCCACAGGAGUUGAUUGCCGAGCUCGGCCCCCCGAACGCUACUUAUCGGAAGAACGACCAGAGAAUGACAAUACACAAGCUUCGGACGGCGAGCCACAGCAGAGCUCGGUCAAACGGCGCUGACUUGAGUCGGCCAGACGAUCUUACUGACACUGACCAAUCAUCUGCCAAUACUGGCUCGGACGACUCCAACGAUGAAGCCAUCGAAGAAGACAUCGCCGGAAACGUUUCUGGCGAGUGUUUCUACAAUUACUUCUAUUUAGGAUUUGAUGUGUUGGUGUCCACUCCCUCGCCUCCCUCGAGACCACCGCCUUCUCAGCAGGAGUCUCAAGUGCCACCAGGAAAGCCCAUCAAGUCGGAGUCUCCUGAUCGUCUAGUUGCAACAAAGCUGGUCCUCCAUGGCAAUGUGCCUGGGUCAUAUGAGUUCAACAGACACCGUCGCUGCCGUUGGGAGGUAAGCUAUCUUGACGAUGGCUCUCCUGGUGCGGCGGCAAACUCAGAGACCAAGUUCACCGAGAUCAAAGAUAGACUGAACGAACGGUGGAACAGCGCGUACCCUGAAGGCGACUCCCGAGCCCCUCAAAGAGGCAUGGUGCUCAAUAGGGGCUGGGGAGAUAGCCCCGGCAGCAGCUGCGAGUUUCUUGGAGGUUGGGAGGACAGUGGCGCCAAGAGAUUCGAUGGUAGCGACGAUUCAACCACUACUCUAUUUGGAUUCCCCGGUCUCGUGUUUGAGGUACUCAAGAACGAUCAUGUUAACACGGUGACUGUGUUUUAGGUUUGAGUUGGGCAUAAACCUGGGGUCAGGUGGUUUGGCGAUUGAGCGGGCAGGAACUGCAACGGCCACGGAGCUCAAAAACUGGCCGGGAAGACGAGGCUACAGAAUGGCCGCGAU
This is a messenger RNA of Colletotrichum godetiae, 1895 nucleotides long. RefSeq lists its product as uncharacterized. Gene Ontology annotation, biological process: Golgi to plasma membrane protein transport. Gene Ontology annotation, cellular component: trans-Golgi network. The transcript has 2 exons. NCBI's taxonomy places the organism in Eukaryota, Fungi, Ascomycota, Sordariomycetes, Glomerellales, Glomerellaceae. The record is from RefSeq and is a predicted model, not a curated record. The coding region runs from base 234 to 1778 and encodes 514 amino acids.